AUGAUGUAUGAAGACGUCAACAGCGCGCAGAAGCUCGUUGUCUUAACAUGGACUCUCCUCGCCAUCACAACCGUCAUUACAUCUGCCAGAGUAUACACUCGCUUGGUGCUUAUCAAGGCGUUCGGUUGGGACGAUGGAUUCAUGGUUCUCGCCCUGGCAUGUUCUGCGGUCAACUCGGCCUUGAUCACUACCAGUAUCUCGCAUGGCACUGGGCGCCAUCAGGUAUUCCUUAGCGAGGCACAGAGAACUCAGGCGGAUAAAUAUAACUGGAUUUCCCAGUCCUUCCAUGUUAUGUCCACGAAUUGGGCAAAAGUCUCCAUCAUGUUUUUGCUUCUACGUCUUAUUCAAAAGGCGAAGUCCCAGGCGCCUUAUAUCUACGGCGGUAUGGUCCUACUUACACUUAGCAAUGUCAUGUGUGUGUAUACGAUCUUUGGCCAAUGCACGCCUGUACAGUCGCUCUGGGACCACAGCAUCCCAGGGAAGUGCUGGAACCCCAGCGUGCAGAGGGACUAUGCAUUCUUUCAAGGAGCUAUCUCGGCAUUCUCUGACCUCGUCCUCGCCGUUUAUCCAGUACAUUUAGUUUUAACGCUUCACAUCCCCGUGCGAUUGAAGCUUGCUCUUGGGUCAAUCCUUGCCCUCGGUUUGAUUGCAAUGGGCGCCGCCAUCGUCAAAACAAUAUUUCUUUCCCGUCUCUCUGCCCGCGCAGACUAUUCCUGGAAUACCAUUGACCUGGUCGUCUGGGCAUGUAUUGAACAGUAUCUAAUCAUUAUCGCCGCAUGCAUCCCUACCCUCGGGCCACUGGUUAAAAUCAUUCUCAACGAGACCCUGUCUUCUGCUCCAAGAUCAACACAAGCUUCAUCGAAGCGAUGGCGCCAUACCCUACGUCGAAAACCACGCCCAGGAUACGACAUCACUCUACCGAGCGUGGGUAUGGAUACCCUGGCGGCGGCAGAGGCCGCAGGAGUGUACGGAGACCAGUCAAAGUUAGAGACGGGGACUUUUUCAACCCCGAUAGGUAAUAAAUUGGACAGUGAUGCUGCGAGUCAUGACCCUAUAAUACGCAAGGAGGAGAGUUGA
This is a messenger RNA of Nannizzia gypsea CBS 118893, 1077 nucleotides long. RefSeq names its product integral membrane protein. The record is from RefSeq and is a predicted model, not a curated record. Lineage: Eukaryota; Fungi; Ascomycota; Eurotiomycetes; Onygenales; Arthrodermataceae. The transcript is spliced from 4 exons. Bases 1 to 1077 code for a protein of 358 amino acids.